AUGACUGCCUGGUCCGGCCUCGUCUUCCAGCAGAACCUCCUGAAGGUUCUCCACAACCUGAGGAAGCUGAUUCGGCAGUACAAUGCGAGGACGGGUCCCGAUGCAGUGCCGAACUACAGCUUCCUGACUGGCCGCGCAGCGGCCGUCGGUGGCCUGUCGCCUCUGCCAGGUAUGGGAAGGCUGGCGCUGGGAACUCUGCACCUUCCUACGCUGCGCUGUGCUGGGAGCCUGCCUCAGGCGUCUCACCUGUGGCCGAUCCCCUUUGUCCCCUUUGCAGCCCUCCCCAUAUGUUGUGCUGUGGCAGCCACAGCAACUUGCGCUGAAUGCGAGCCAGGGACAGCAUCCUCUCCUCGGUCCCUGAGUGAUAGUGACACAUCUGCCAUGGAAGGCGCCAUAUGGACCAUUCCCAUCAUGCAGGCACUGGCGGAUCUCCGUCUGGCGUAUGAGUUACUUGUCGAGGACCCCCUUUGGGCGCUUGCCAUGAAUGGGGUGGGGGCAGAGCACCAAGAUGCAGUCGUUGGCCAGUACAUGGACUUGGAUGAGGCAAUUUACGAAUUUGCUACCAUGAAUGAUGACAGAAGCGACAUGUAUGGGGGCGAUGACCAAACUGUCCAGGAGAUUGUUGCCUUGGAGGACCCCUUUGCUGUGCUGUUGGAAUUUGCUGGUCUUGGACUGGAGGGUGAUGUUUAG
Messenger RNA from Ostreobium quekettii, 690 nucleotides. The record is from the annotation of a GenBank genome assembly. NCBI's taxonomy places the organism in Eukaryota, Viridiplantae, Chlorophyta, Ulvophyceae, Bryopsidales, Ostreobiaceae.